Diaporthe batatas is the source of this 825-nucleotide messenger RNA. RefSeq lists its product as uncharacterized. Bases 1 to 825 code for a protein of 274 amino acids. The transcript has a single exon. Lineage: Eukaryota; Fungi; Ascomycota; Sordariomycetes; Diaporthales; Diaporthaceae. The record is from RefSeq and is a predicted model, not a curated record.
AUGGGUGCAUUCUAUGAAACAAUCCCCCAGUCACUUUUCAAAUGGAUCCUCGAGCAGCACAUGUUCUGGGUCAGCACCGCGCCACUGUCAGCGUCAGGGCACAUCAAUAUCUCACCCAAGGGCGGUGACUACUUCGGAGUGCUUGACGAGCGGACCUUUUGGUAUAUGGACCUGACUGGUUCUGGGUCAGAGACCGUCGCCCAUUUGUACGAGCGCGGUAACGGCCGUAUCACCGUCUUGUUCAAUGCCUUUCAAGGACCGCCACGUAUCCUGCGGCUAUUCGGUCACGGGCGCGUCCUCGAGAGCGGGACGAGUGGCUUUGACGAUUUCGUCAAGAAGAACGACGUAAAGACGAUCCCCGGGUCCAGGGCGAUCGUCCUUGUCGACGUUCACCAGGUCGGCACGUCAUGCGGCUAUUCUGUGCCCUACUACGAGUACAAGGAGCACAGGAGGACCCUCAACCAAGUCUUCGAACGGAAGGAUGAGAAGUUCAAGCAAGGUGAUGAGACCGAAAGCAUGCCCCGCUACUGGGCACUGAAGAACUCAUGGAGCAUGGACGGCCUCCCGGCACUCCACGUCGCGCAAAAGGCACGGAAAGAGCACCAGAUCGAGCCCCUCAAGAAGAUGGUCGGUCCUCUGGCACCAACACAUUACCACAACACCCACCGCUUCGGGCUCGAGCACAUCCUGUUGGCCGUGUUUUUGACAGCAACAAUCACCGCCCUUGUGACGACGUACGGGCUGGACACAGCACAGUUCAUUGCGACUAGGAUACCUGCUGAUGCCAGCCGAAUGGUACAAGGCCCACUGCGGACGAUGUUGUAG